AUGGAAGGUAAUAAUAAUAAUGAAAUAAUUGAAAAAGAAGAAGAUUUAUUUCAAAAUAUAAUUAAGUCAACAACUGAUAAUAAACAAAGAUUUAAUUUAUUCACCAAAGAGAUUCAAAAACAAUAUGAACUAACUCUCAGUAGCAAUGAAAAUAGUGUUAAAGGUUUAGAUUGGAUAAUCAAUACAUUGAAACAAGCAUAUACUCAUCAAAAUUCAAAAGAUGAUAAAAAAAGAUUACUCCAAUGGAUUUUAAAAAAUUUAAUUAUUCAAGUUAAAUCAUUAAGAUUAAAAUAUAGUUUAAUCAAUAACACCACUGAUAAUAAUAAUAAUAAUAAUAAUGAAAAUAAUAAUGAUAAUAAUAUUGAUACAGUAAAAGAAAAAAGAUUAAUAAAUAAAUUAUGGGAAUAUCAAGUUCAAAUUAUUAUUAGAUUAGAAUAUUUAAAUUUAAAAGAGGAUUUAUUCCCAACAACAGUUUCAAAAGGAGAUGAUGACGAUAAUAAUAGUGGUAACCAAAGUUCAAUUGAUAAUUUAGUAUCACUAUUACAAGAUGCUUCAUUUUUAAUGGAUUCAACAUCAAUAAUUUCAGAAGGUACAACUACUACUACAAAUAAUAAUAAUAAUAAUAAUAAUAAUAAUAAUAAUAACAAUAAUAAUGGUACAAAUAUUACAACAGACUCAGUAAGAAAUAAAGGUUGUACAGAUUUUCUUGAUAAAGUUAUUCUUAAAAGAUUUUUAAACCUAAGAAAAGUUUUAACAAAAAUUUAUGGAAGUUUAGAGAUUUCAAAACCAUUAGAAUUAAAAAAAGAUAAAAAUAAAUUUAAUAAUAAUAAUAAUAAAGGUAAUUUAAAAGAUUUAAUAGUACCAACCAAAGAAAAUAUUGAAUCAACAUUAAGUAUUAAUUUAGAUGAAGUUAGUGAUUGCAAUGACAUUAACACCAAUUUAAAGAAAAAGAGAAAACAACAAGAACAAUUACAAAUUGAAAAAGAAAAAAAAUUAUUAACAAUUCAACAAGAACAAACUAAAAUUCCAAAAGAUUUAUUUAAAAAAGUAAAUGUUAAAAAAUUAAAUCACUUUACAAUGUCUUUAUCAAAUCCUGAAAAAUCUUUUAAAACAAUCAAAAUGUAA
Messenger RNA from Dictyostelium discoideum AX4, 1125 nucleotides. RefSeq lists its product as hypothetical. The record is from RefSeq and is a predicted model, not a curated record. The transcript has a single exon. Bases 1 to 1125 code for a protein of 374 amino acids. Lineage: Eukaryota; Evosea; Eumycetozoa; Dictyosteliales; Dictyosteliaceae.